Messenger RNA from Eutrema salsugineum, 2011 nucleotides. RefSeq names its product vacuolar fusion protein CCZ1 homolog B. The record is from RefSeq and is a predicted model, not a curated record. Gene Ontology annotation, biological process: vesicle-mediated transport. NCBI's taxonomy places the organism in Eukaryota, Viridiplantae, Streptophyta, Magnoliopsida, Brassicales, Brassicaceae. Gene Ontology annotation, cellular component: Mon1-Ccz1 complex; intracellular membrane-bounded organelle. The coding region runs from base 238 to 1731 and encodes 497 amino acids. The transcript has 10 exons.
CGACCGACCCGUUUCCAAAAUUUCCUCUCACCACCUACCUUCCGAGGUUUCGCGGAAUUUUUCUGCUAAGAAAUUUCGAUCCGUUGAAAUCUGGUCCUGUAACGAGUUUCGAUUAACAGAUCUAAGUCGUUAAUCACGUUCUGGACAUUGAACAAUUGAAAUAAUUGGUGGUCGAUUACUCCUUGGACUUUGUUCUUAGGGUUCAUCCUCAAGGGUGUUUAUGAGCUCUAAGAAGCUAUGGGAAUGGCGUCCAUGAGCUCUGGUGGUGAAAGCUUUCGACUUUGCGUGUUUGACUUGAGGAGAGGCCAAAACGAAGGACAUGAACUGGACAAGAUCCUAUUCUUCUAUCCUCCUGAUGUAACCUUCACCACGCAGCUAUCGCUUAUCGGGCUCAGCGAAGGGCUUAUCACCUUUACGAGACUUUUCUCCCCGGAGGCAGCUUGCGAGGUAAUAGAAGCAGAGAGACAUUCCCAUGUUUUCUAUGAAGCCGAGCCCGAUAUAUGGAUGGUCAUGGUUGUUGAGAAAAAUAAGGAGAUUGAAGCCACAUGGAGGGUUGACGCAUUGCGGAGAAUGCUUAAAGAAGUGCACUCCCUCUUUGUUAUGUUUCACGGAUCAAUUAGGGCAUUGCUUGAAAAAGAACCAGCUGGAGGGCUUAUCCGAUCGCAUCUGUAUCCAUUCAUCACAGACUAUCUAAAUGAUUUUAUCGUUGGGAAGAAACUUCAGUUACCUUGCUUCCGUGAUACUUUGAGAGAACGUGAAACAGUUCAAAUGCUUACGUUAGCAAGGGAUGCGGCACUUGAAGUUCAGUCUCUUGUCGGAGUGCUAGAUUCAUGUGCUGGGACCGUUCGAUGCCACUCUGUGAUUCUAUUCCAUGACCUACUGGUGUCAACAACUCUCUCACCUGAUGAUACCGUCGACUUGUUUACAUUCUCUGUCAUGAGAUUGACCACAACCGCGCUAUCCUCUGGGACGAGGUCCUGGUCAUAUCUACGCAAAGGAUCCAGUUUAUCUCAAAUCUCUUCUAGAUCUACCUCAGCGCAACUUCUUGGUUCAAGUGAUCCAUUGCCUUCAGGAAAUGGUAAUGACGCCUGUCGUGUUGUUAGGCCAUUACAACACGAUAAAUGGUCGAAAGGGAAGGACUCAUUUCUUGUAACAGAUAUUUGGGGUAAAGAUGCCACUCCGACAAUCUGUUUACAGCAGACGCAAGAAAGAGUUUACCUUUUAGCUUAUCAAUACAAAAGUCUCACCUUGGUUCUCCUCGUGCCUAGCGCUGCCAUUGUUAAUGGAGAGCUAGACAUCUCAUUCGUGAAGCACCAAGUUACUGAAAACGCAUCUACGAAAAUCUUGAAAGUUGAAGAGAAGAUAUCGAAAGGAUGGGGCGGUGAAAACGCUUACCAUGUAAGCGGUUACCGUUACUUGCUAGUUGAUAAUGACAUGGAAGUUUCCAGAGCUUCUCCGCCGGGAAAGGUAGCAACUUUAGCAAAGGAGUCUUUGCUUGCACUAAACAAGCUAAGGGAAACAGUGGAUUCAGAAAAGAGCCGCUCGAGUCAAGAGAAAGACAUGGAAAUAUGCAUUCGAGCAAAGAACAACGCGUGGGCCAUCGCUCGUCUAACCAGAGGUAAAGAGCUUUACAUGGCUCUGGAGAAAGCAAGUGAAACUCUUCUUGAUGCUACAGACUCUGUCCAAAGUUUCAGCAACAGGUACUGCAGCGGAGCGUUCUCCAUGGAUUAAAUUCUGCAAACGAGAACUUGCAAAAUAAAUACUUUUUUGAAGUCUUUUGAGUCGUUUAGAUUUCUUGUUUUGUUUUUUUAUAAUAGUAUCUUUGAAAAAAAAAAAUGGUUGAAAAGAAAUGGAUAGAUUUUUGAUUUAACAGAAAUCAUAGAAACUAGACCCUUAGACGGUUUCAAAAGGGUUUCAAAAGGUCAAACAAACUUUAAAUCUAAUUAUUAAUACUUCCAUAUUCACGAAAGCCUAAAAGCUUAAAGCGUGAAUGUUGAGAUUUACAUUUUAA